Molecule: messenger RNA, 9799 nt
Organism: Mus caroli (Ryukyu mouse)
Lineage: Eukaryota; Metazoa; Chordata; Mammalia; Rodentia; Muridae
Gene: CUNH4orf54
Product: chromosome unknown C4orf54 homolog
Source: RefSeq, a predicted model, not a curated record
GCUCACAUUUCCUCUCUGAACCUCCCUCCAAGCCGCACUGUACUCAGGGAGGGAGAGCGACAAAGCUGUACAAGGGACAGCACAUGCUUUCCGUUCAUUUCUGGCAGACCCCCGUCCGACCUACAGAUGCUGCUUCGUCGCUGGCUAAUGGCAUUCAGACCCCCACCCACCGACGCUGUCAGACAAGCAACUGGACUGGACAGCUCAGCAGCAGGACACUGGCCACAAUCGCGGCCAGAGCCGCAGCCCCCUGGCCACAGACCACCUCUGCUGCCUCUUUUGGGAGCCCUCCCACCUCCCUCUGGCUUGCCGAGGCCCCACCACAGGGGCUGAAGAACUGGGCGGUGGUGGCAGCUGUGGCAGUGGUACCUACAGCCUUGGGGCCAGCCCAGGCACGUGGGAACCUGUUUCAGGCCACUCUGUGGCCCCUCCGGGACCAGAGGGGGACCCAGGACAGCCUCAGCGCUCACCACUGCCUCAUCUUGUCUCUGAAACCUGGACAAGGGCUCAGAAUGGAAGGCGGUACUUCUGACAUGAACUCACAGACCAGCCUGACGCCUGCGGAGGACCCGGUGAGCCGACCACAAGACAGCCCGGAGCCCAGGCAGCAGCUGCAGCCACUACCUGAGCCAUCAGCCUCUACCCAGCCUGAAGCCAAGUAUGUGGAGACGUGUGCUUCAGCUGGACUCCGAAGGGAGAGUCCCCAGACCCUGAAACUGCCACCAGAACACUGCCUCAAGAAGCAGGCCUCCAGGAGUCCGAAGACAAAAGCCCAGGAUGAGCCCAGCGGCCAUGCCCCUGAGGCUCCAGCUCCGGGGGAGAGUCCUGCUUCCUCCCAAUGCCUCCCCUCCCAGGCUUGUGAGAACGACUUCUCACCUUCCUCCUCCUCCUCCUCCUCCUCCCCGGUGGACAGUGCAGAAGACAAUGGCCUUUCCAAAAUGGAUGACCCCACCAAGUUACUGGGGGUCCUGGCCACCUCCUCUUCAUCCUUAGGCUUUGAGAGUGAGCCCGAAACGAGCUGCCGACAACACAAAGAAGAAGCAGGAGACCGGGCAGGAGCGGGGAAGGACAGAAGAGAAGGGGUCGAUGAUGGAACAGCGUCCUGCAAGGACAUUAUUGCUAAGUCCCACAGCAAGAGGGGUCCCCUGAGAAACGAGGACGCACACUACAUCACCACCCAUGAGAUCCAGCUGACUGAGGUAGAGCAGGGUAUGGAUUUCGACGUGGGGCUGGCUUCUCGCUGGGACUUCGAGGACAACAACGUAAUCUAUUCAUUCGUGGACUACGCUUCAUUUGGUGGCAGUGAUGAGACCCCAGGAGACAUCACCACGGAAGAAGAUGAUGACAAUAGCUGUUACGUCAGCACCACACCAAGCACCAACGCGACUCGGACUCCCAGCCCCAUCAGCAGCGACCUGGCUCGCCCGGGGGCAGGCAGCAGCGGCCGUGACACCAGCAGCACGGAAGUGGGCAGUGGCCCCUCUGACAGUGACACUGUCCCUCCACCCACUGGACCUGGCACUGCCACUCCACCUGAGCCUUUGCUGGAGCUCCGGGAGGCAGCCUUAGGGGCAUCGGCCACUGCUGCAAGCAGCUGUGGGAGUGCAGCAAGCCAGAUCCUCCUGUCAAUCAAGCCAACUUCCCGGGCUAUAAAUGAGCCUAGCAACAUGCGUGCAAAGCAAAACAUUAUUUAUGCUGCCAAGCAUGAAGGCGACAUGAGCCUCCGAGUCUCUUCAGCUGCUGAACACAAUUCAAGUUCACUGAAGCAAAAUUCGGCUGCAGCCGUGGCUCAGGACCAUGCAAAGAAAUUCAUUGCUGUCCCUGCUCGCCUGCAAACCAGGUGCGGGGCCAUCCGGGCAAAGGAGCUGGUGGACUACUCCAGUGGUGCCUCCAGUGCAGUGAGCGAGCUGGACGAUGCGGACAAAGAGGUGAGGAACCUAACCUCCAGGGCUUUCCGGAGCCUUGCUUACCCUUAUUUUGAGGCUCUGAACAUCAGCUCCCGGGAAUCCUCUACCACGCUUUCUGAAGUGGGCUUUGGACGAUGGUCAACCUUCCUGGACUUAAAAUGUGGAGGUGUUGGAGCCAGAGUGGAACAGAGCCUGCUGCGGAGCAGCGCAGCCUCUGUGGCUGCAGGUCUGAGGAAGGGUGGUGGCACCCGAGCCACUGCAGACCAGCUCUACCUCCAGGCCAAGAAGUCGCAGACCAAGGCCUUGGAGUUUGUGGUCAGCAAAGUUGAGGGGGAAAUCAAACAUGUGGAGACACCCCUGUGCUUCCAGAAGCAGGUCCAAACCGGCUCUCGGGUGGUCACACUCUUGGAGCCCCUUAAUCUCCGCAGCGAGAGCAAAGCCAGCUCAGCCACGGGGCCCUGCAGAAUCACCAAAGGUUCUAGCAAGGGUCCAGGCUCUGUGUACACAGAUGAUGGCUCAGAGACAUCUGAGGGUAGCAAGCCUGCCUCCCGCAGUGAUGGCCCCCAGAAGAAAUCCAAAUUCGCUUCCAGCCUGCUCAAAAACGUCAUCUCUAAGAAGAUGCAGAGAGAGCAUGAGUUUAAGAUGGAGAGAGGAGAAGUCACCGACACAUCUCACCGUAACCCCCCCAGCACGAAGGAGACAGAGGGACCUCCUGGGGCCGAGAAGCCGUGGGAGCGGGGUCUGCAGAGGCAGAGUUCACGACACUCCGAGGCUAGCUCUGAGUACACCGUGGUCAGUGUGUCCGAUGCAGGUGGAGAAGGGUCUGUCGUAGGUUCUAAAUCCCCCAUUUUCAAAGCCAGUACUCCUCGAGAGAGCCACACGGGUUCUGGCCGAAAUGUCUCCGAUGGACACACGGAAGUAUGUGAAAUUAAAAAAAGUGCUUCAGAGACCGUGAAGGGCAUCUUCCUUCGGAGUCAGAACAGCGCCUUCCGUACAUGGAAGGAGAAGGAGGCAGAGAAACUGGAGGAGAAAGCUCCCGUUGGGAAGCUGAAGCUCCCCAAAGGUGGGGACUGGAGAGCUGAUCUUGGGGAGAUCUCUGCCAGCAAGUCUACCAUCAUGUCUCGCCUCUUUGUUCCCAACAUCCAGCAGACGCCCAAGGACAAACAGCCAGAGAAGCAGGCCACCAAGUACCCUGCCGCUGCUGCACAGGCUACCUCCGUGGCUGUGAUCAGACCCAAGGCUCCGGAAAUCAAGAUCCGGCUAGGAAGUGUACAGCAGCCGAGCUCAGACUUCAACAUUGCCAAGUUGCUCACGCCCAAGCUGGCCAGCGGCAGCAGCUCAAAGCUCUUCAAGACCAUUGAGGAUAACAGCAGGACCCAGCAAAAACUCUUCCGUGGUGGCGACAGUCUGGAAAAAGUACCCCAGUUCCAGGUGAGGGAUGUUCGAGACAAGUCCAAGGCCUCGGGACCUCUCCACCAGGUGAGGGAUGUGAGGAAGCUAAUCAAAGGGUCAGGUGAUAGCAGUGACAAGGGCAGUGUCACCCCAGAGCAGGGCUUGACAGGGCCUAAGCCUAGGCAGCUGACUCCUGCCUCGGGAGGAUCUAGGUCCUUGUCCCCUAUGGUGAUUAUGUGCCAGGCGGUUGCGAAUCCGAGAGAAGAAGGUGUGGAUCGAGAGCCCAGGGAAGGUGUGAGCCAAGUGAGCAAUGGCGGUAGACUCUUGAACUCCUCCCCAGAAGGGACUGUCUUGGUUCACAGGGCAUCUGGCAGGCUGCCUGUGGCCACCAUUGCUCCCAAUAAAUCUGAGCAGGGCUCUUACCUUCCUGUGCUCAAGAUUGUCUCCAAAGCUUCUGCUCAGAGGACCCCGGAGAAGCCCAAAGAGGAAGAGGUCAAGGAGGAGGGCAAAGCCCCAAAGCCAGCCCGGAAUGCCCUGGAGAAGCUGACGGCUGCCGUGAGAUCCAUGGAAGAGCUUUACAGCUUCAACAGGAAUGAAUGGAAGCGCAAAAGUGACCCCUUGCCCAUGAUGGCUGACAGCCAUGUCCUGUCACUCAUAGCCAGUGAGGAGAAGGAAGGGGUAGCUGGACCCGAAGGAGGAGACCCUGACAAGCUGGCCAAGCAGCUGGGACAGGUGGAGGAAAGGGACACUGGACACAAAGGUGGUGUGGUCCUGCGAGCGGCCCCCAUAGAACGUCUGCAGAGGAGAAACUCAAACCCCAGCACUGAGAGCGUGUCUGCCCGGGCGGCUGCCUUUGAGAACAUGGCCAGAGAAAGGCCCCGGUCACUCUAUAUUCCUCCAGUCCACAAAGACGUGGAAAGAACGCAACCUUUGCAGCCCCUCCCCCCGCUUCCCAGCAAUCGAAACGUGUUCACGGUGAGUUCUAGCAGCACUCAAAAAACUGGAGGUGUUGCUGGCAAGUUCCCACAAGGGCCUUCUCCCGAGGGCCUUUCAACAGCCAAGGGCAUCAAAGCGCAGGGACUCAGAUCCCUCAAGAUCUCCCCAGCCACCCGAGCCCCUCCCGAGGAUGCCACCAACAGGAAAACUGCUGUCACUUUGGAGAAGAGCAACAGUGACUGUGAGAAUUACCUGACUAUCCCCCUUAAAGGAAGUGCUGCUUCAGCAGAGUUGCUUGGCAGACCUGGGGCUUCCAGAGAUGGGCCCCCCAGCUCCUCAGCUGCCACUCUCUGUAGUUUACCUCCACUGAGUGCCCGCAGUCAGGUCCCCAGUAACCCCAAAGGAUCUCAGGUCAGUGGAACCAGCAGACCAGCUUGGCGUACCAAACCUGACAACCACCGAGAAACAGUCGUUGCUGCCCCGACAGGGCCACAGAGCCCUGAGCACACUCCCACUGCUGUCUACCACCAGCAGGCAUUGCCUUUCACCCUUCAGGGUGCCCAGCCUCAGGUCCUCUGCUUUUCCCCGCCCGGUAUGCCAGCCCCAGCCCCUGCAGGCCCAGCUGCUGUCCCCACAGACCCCUUCCAGCAGACACAGCCUCAGCAGACACAGCGCAAAAUGCUCCUGGAUGUGGCUACUGGCCAGUAUUAUCUGGUGGACACUCCAGUUCAACCCAUGACCCGGAGAUUGUUUGACCCCGAGACAGGGCAAUACGUGGAUGUGCCCAUGACUUCUCAACAGCAGCCUGUGGCACCCAUGUCCCUCCCUGUACCUCCUCUAGCCCUGAGUCCUGGGGCCUACGGGCCCACCUACAUGAUCUAUCCUGGAUUUCUGCCCACAGUGCUGCCCCCCAACGCCCUGCAGCCCACACCCAUGGCUCACACUCCAGGAGGCAGUGAGCUCUCUGUGGCCGCAGAGACCCCCAGCAAAGAGACAGCUGCAGCCUUCACCGAAGCCCCGUACUUCAUGGCCUCUAGUCAGUCCCCUGCCUCCUCUUCCUCCUCAGCCCCGGCAGCCACACCCCAGCUCGUGGGGGCCAAGGGCUUUGCCCAGUUGCACGGCAAACCUGUCAUCAGCAUCACCUCACAGCCCUUGGGGCCACGGAUCAUUGCUCCCCCUUCCUUUGAUGGCACCACCAUGAGCUUCGUGGUGGAACACAGAUGACAAGCGUCUCAAAAAGAGCAGAAUGGAACAGCUCCUGGAGCAAGACAGAAAUAAGAACUGUUCUUUAAUUUGAAAGUUUCAUUGUAACACCGAUUUCAUCUGAGAAAACUUCCAGUUGUGUUAUGCACUUUUAUUUCUUAGUAACCAUGUGUGUAAGUUUGUAUGUUUUCCUGAACAACUCUCUUAAGGUAGCUUUUGUUAUUUCAGUUUUAUUAAGAUGACUAAAUGGUUGCGUUUCUCCCCCACGAAGUGUUUCUUUUUAUACUUUAAUACAGGACAUAAGCUUUCUUGCCACCGCCUGCCCUCCUGCACUUGUGACCAGGCACACAGUACACAGAGUAUUUGAAUGGUUUGUUCAAAACAGGUCGUGGCAUCUGAUUGGUUCGAUUGAAAACCAAAUCAGCCAAUCAAGAACUAAAAUCAGAAGUUACCCUGGAGUUUCUUGAGCUAUGUUAAGUCUAGCUGAUAGGAUGACAUCUCCUACUUAGGUUUUAAACAUAACCGUCUGCUUCCAGUAAUAAAUAGCCAACUCUGUCAUUCUGGCUGUUGUGUUGUCUGGGUUCCUGACCAGGUUUUGCAUGAUUUCCCGUGCAAUCAUGACAGAUGGCGGUUUUGACAUUUGUGCUUUAAUUUUUCCCAUUUGCACAGUGCCCUGACACUGUUUUUGUCACUAAGCAGACUGUUUUGAGGUAUGGGGGAACCUGUGAUUACACUGAAAAUUAAGUUCUUAGUUUCAGAAAGCAUAAACCGCCCAUUCUCCUUUAAGAAUCCAACCUUUGUUGUAAGUGUGCAACACACAUAUCCGUAAAUGAGUCCCUUCAUAGCUGUGCCCUGCAUCUCGAUGUUUGCAGCUCGAAGAGAAGCCUGUUUGGAGAAGAAGACAGAAUUGGCUGUGAACUUUGUUUCAGUGUUUGCAAUUUGCUCCAGCCCCAACCACCCCACAGAAGCAGCUUGUAAUUACAGUGCCCGCUUCUUGCUUCAAGUUUUAACAGUUGUUAAGAUUCCAAAAAACCGGAUGCAUUACUGACCAGUCGUAACCCAAUUCUGACUGAAUGGAUACAUUCAGACUUUCCUAAUUGGUGUCGCAAUUAAGUGAUACACUGAAGAAUUUUUUAAUUACUUUCUAACCAAAUACCCCGUUUAAAAGGCAAGUAUUAACUCUCAAGAUUUCUGUAAGGAAUCUCUGUUCAGUCUCUUGUUUGUUUAAAGAUAAAGUAUUCUGGAAAAUUCUUUAGAUGGCCCUUUUUAUUUUGACAAUCAUCAGUAUUUCCUUUCCACUUAAAAUUGCUUCUUGAAGUUAGGGAUUUUAUGCCUAUCAGAAUACUGAAUUUUCUAAGGCUUUUAACAUUUUAAUACUUUGUCAUUGUUGGUUUGUUUUUUUUUUUUUUAAAUCCAAGCUCAAAACCAAAUUCAAUACCACUUCCAGGGCCUUUCUUAAGGGGGAGAAACAAGUUCUAAAAAUUAAGUUCUUUUAGACAAAGAGCAAGAUUUGAAGCAGGAGUAGUGAGUGGUCUUUGACCACAAUCCACUUGGUUACCGGGCAAUGAGCUGUGAAAUAAAUCCUUGUCUCUGGGGCAUACGAUAUGAAGCAUGGUCUCUGGGUCAGAAGAUGCCUUUGGGCCAUAUUGAAGAAACCAAUGUUACACCAGAAUUUGAACAUUUUUUUUUUCAGUCAAACUCACUGCAUAUAAGGGUCACUUACUAUUGGAACAAGAAGCUAGAAUCCAUUUCUUUCCAAGAUCUCAAACCCGUAUAUCUAAGAGCAGCAGAUAUGGAAUCUCAAGGAUUUGAACGGAAUGAAGAGAGUAUACAGGGUUUGAGUGGAGAGAGGCUAUGCCCAGAAGGCCAUGUAAGUUCCAGCAGACUUCUGGGACAGCCCCAUGGAUUUGUUAGCCAGCUCCCCACAAAGGUAGGAGGAAAAUGUAUUGUGGGCUACUAUCAGUAUUUUCCACCAGCAGAUCUGAGCCUUCCAUUCUCCCACAGUAGGAGAGAAACGUGGGUGGGGGUGGGGGAAGAACUUUUUAUUUGUUGCUUCUGUGUGAAAGCCUGAAACCUCACGUGGCCUGCCAGGGAUGUGGUAAAUGUCCAAGUGGUUAAAGUGUACUUAUAAACUGAUGCUUAUGCCGUUCGUGACAGCUAAUGGUCCUUUCCCACAUGGGUCACCACCUAAGGUCUACUACCUUCAGUGACAGAGAAAGAGAAUUCUCAUAGGCACACGCUGAAUCCUUUGUUUGGUCAUUUCUUGAACUUGUAUGGACGUGUGAAUGAAGUGGCUUUUCCAUCUUCUUUCAACCAAAGUGGAAUGAACCAAGAAUCUAGACAAUCUUCUGUACAAGAAGCCAUAACUCCCAGAAGAAUCUUUUAACCACUAAGCUACCUGUCAUGUUUUCUAUAAGAAAACCAUCAAUGAAGAAGUGUCCUAAAUAGAGCCAUGAGAUGAAAUCUAAACAGAAUGUGACCUGGCCUUAGCUAUUGUCUCUCAAGGUCCUGUGUAAGGCUUAGUUUUCAGGGUGAUCAUACUAUACUCUGGGAAGGAAUUUUGACUCUUUUACUGUCUUUUCCCUGUUGGAUAAUGGGGUCAUGUUGAAACAGGCCCCCGUUUGACUUAUUUCUUGAAAACUAAACACACUCGUAACCAGUGUGAUAAUUCAGUUCCCCAGAAUGUAUUUCUUUGAACACUUAUUGAGACUGUCUUCAGGAGUAAAUGAAACCCAGGAUUAAGUGUUUGGGUAAAUAUGACUCGCUUCAAAGUAAUUAAGCUAACAAUGAGUUCUACUCUAACAGCUUCAUGACAAAUUUCAAAAAUUAGCAUGCAAUUCAAAUUCAUCUUGUGUCAUUAGAAAAUGUCCAGUGGCAUACAUACCUUCUUCUUGAUUCAGAUUUGACCUUUUCACCUUAACUUCUUAAAGAGAUUUGGUACAUUCUAAGCCAGAUGUUCCUAUUACCUGAACGCUACCUUGGACUGCAGGACAGAAUUGAUUCUUAAGUAGACGGCUAUACUUCCACAAUGAUUGUGUGCAAUGUUGACCUGUAAGUAGAUGACCACAAUCUCAUGAUAAGCGUGUAUAUGUGUGUCGAAAACACCUUCAGCGGUACUCUUUGUAUUUAAGAUUAUCACAGUAUACAUUUUCCUAUGUGGUGCUUGAGGAGUCUCAUUCUACAGUUUACAAGGUGUAAUAUUUGCACCCUAAAUUCUCAGGGUGUGCUAUUUUACCCAGAUACUUGAAAGAAAAAGGUGCCCUGUGUUUUAUCAGUACUGUUGAUGGGAGAAAAUUAUGUGUAAGUGUGUUUGAGAAAACUGCUCAUAAAAACCAAGUCAAUAAGCUCUUAGGCUUUUACAUAAUCUCUAAGGAGAUGUAUACAUAGGUAAUAUAUAUUGUCAAGAGACUGCUAAUGUAUUCUUUAACUUCUGGGUCUGAAGAGGCCUCACCGGUGCAUAGAAUCAGUAAGAAAGCGUGUAGCAUUUGCUCAAAAGUGCCUUGAACUUGAAUCUAAUCUGAAUCUCACUCCAUUUGUGACAUGUGUGAACGAAGACCCAGAAGCAGGACCCUGAAGCAUGGACUCCAGUGUGUGCCCCAUGUCUCUAGGGAGACCUGAAUGAUCAUUACAAUACUCGUGAGCUAGCCACACCCUCAGUACUUCAUGUUGUAAGUGCUCUGUUGGACUUACUCCUGUUUAACUCAAAAUGGUGCAGAAUAAAAUUCACACAUCUAGUUUGGUUCUUCUUUUUAAGUUUCUGAAUUGCUUUUUUUCAAGCUAGUAUUAGUGGCAGCAAGUCCUUUCCAGGGUUCCCUGAGUCACCUACUAUGGCUGGAUCUGUUUUCUAGCAGGCAGUCUCUUCCCACCCCCACCCUUUCUGAAGAUGUGUGUUUAUAUAUUUAUAUAUGAAAUUAUAUUCUUGUAUAGUGAUGGCUGAAGAGAAUGUGAAGAUUGUGGAAGUUACGUAUGACUAGGAGAGUGUAUAUUGUAUAAUGCAUACAGAAGGAUGUUGGAUAAUGACGAACUGUAACCCCAGACUACGAGAGAUGGCAUAUGGAAAGAAUGUGAAAAUUUAAACUGUAUCAAUGCAGCCAUCUUGGUGGAGAAGUUCCUGGCUGAGGUUUGAUGUGGUGGUACAAUGCGGUGAGCUGGCUACAGGAACUUUGCAUCCAGCCAACAGCGCCAAGAUUUGCCUUUCAAGUGCUCUUGCCUAUGGAGAAAACUACUGAGACGGGAUUCCUUGUGACAAGCCUACGUACCUUUAACUGCCAGCAUUUGUAAGGUGUGAUCUUGUGUAAUGGUUUUUUUUUUAUUUUGAAAGUUUUGAAAAUAUGUUUGUUGUUGUUGUUGUUGUUUUUCCA